This is a messenger RNA of Thamnophis elegans (Western terrestrial garter snake), 2428 nucleotides long. It is a transcript of the gene CDC50A, whose product is annotated as transmembrane protein 30A. Gene Ontology annotation, biological process: phospholipid translocation. Lineage: Eukaryota; Metazoa; Chordata; Lepidosauria; Squamata; Natricidae. Gene Ontology annotation, cellular component: endoplasmic reticulum; plasma membrane; Golgi apparatus. The record is from RefSeq and is a predicted model, not a curated record.
GCGCACGCCGCGAAAGCGCCGGUCGGCGGGUGGGAGGAAAGGCCGGAAAAGGGCUCCGCUUCCUUUGUAUUUAUAUCGGGGUGUUUGCGCAGGCGUGGUUGUGUCACUCUUGCGGACCAAGAAGCGGAGACCGGUCGUUGACUCGCAGCCGCUUCUUCUGCCGCCUCUCUUCUCAUCCUCCUCCCGUCUUUCCAGGGCCGCUCCCAGGCGUCGGAGGCCCCCAUGGCGAUGAACUACAACGCCAAAGCGGACGGGCAGCCGGGAGCCAGCGGCCUCGGAGCCGCCGCCGGGGCGUCCGGCGGAGCCGUCCCCAAGAGCCGCAAGCCGGACAACACGGCCUUCAAGCAGCAGCGCCUGCCGGCCUGGCAGCCCAUCCUCACCGCCGGCACCGUCCUGCCGGCUUUCUUCGUCAUAGGCCUCAUCUUCAUCCCCAUCGGCAUCGGCAUCUUCGUCACCUCCAACAACAUCCGCGAGUUCGAGAUUGACUACACGGGAAUAGAUCCAAGUAGUCCCUGCAAUAAAUGUUUAAAUGUAUCGUGGAAUGCCCCAUCCUGCUCCUGCGUCAUUAACUUCACAUUGGAUCAGUCAUUUGAGGGCAAUGUGUUUAUGUACUAUGGAUUAUCCAACUUUUACCAAAACCACCGUCGCUAUGUAAAGUCUCGAGAUGAUAGUCAGCUAAAUGGAAAUAACAAUUCUUUACAUAAACCUAGUAAGGAGUGUGAACCUUACCAUACGAGUGAGAAUAAACCUAUUGCUCCUUGUGGAGCUAUUGCCAACAGCAUGUUCAAUGAUACAUUAAAGCUUGUUCAUUAUGAUCACAAUACCUCUAAGCCCAUGAUUUCUCUGCUGAGAAAAGGCAUUGCUUGGUGGACAGACAAAAACGUUAAGUUCAGGAAUCCUACUGGUGAAACAAAUAACUUGACAAUACUUUUUCAAGGAGAAUCAAAACCUGUCAACUGGCGUCGCCCAGUGUAUUUGUUAGAUGAUGAUCAGGACAACAAUGGAUUCAUCAAUGAAGACUUUAUUGUAUGGAUGCGUACUGCAGCACUACCUACAUUCCGUAAGCUGUAUCGUCUUAUAGAGAAGAAAGAUAACUUACAACCUACUCUGCCAGCUGGGAGAUAUUCUUUGGAAAUAGAAUAUAAUUAUCCUGUGCAUAGCUUUGAUGGGCGGAAACGGAUGAUCCUGAGCACCAUUUCUUGGAUGGGAGGCAAAAAUCCUUUCCUGGGAAUAGCGUAUAUAACAGUGGGCUCCAUUUGUUUCUUUCUUGGAGUAGUGCUGCUUGUCAUUCACCACAAAUACGGAAACCGGAACAAUAGUGCAGACAUUCCCAAUUAAUCUAAGUGCUCCAAAUCACAUGUACUGCAUGUGCAUCAAGAAAAGUCCAGAGUGGACACAGCUUUUGAAAGCUAGAUCCCUGGUAGUUGCUUCUGAGACAGAAUACAUAACCAUAUUUGAAGCCUUCGUUUCCCUUACGGUGAAUUAACCUGAAGAUAAGAGCUGUAAAACAGUGUUGACGAGGGGCUUUUUGAAAUUUGCUUCUUGCUGGACAGGUGCCAUGAUGUGCAUAUAGUCUUUCCUCACCUAAUGCAUCUGCUGCUGAUUUGUAUGCUUUACAUGUCAAUACUAUAUAGCAAGAAUGUGUUUAGAAUAGCUUCUUAGCAUUUUAAGGACCAACAGUGUGCUGGUUUUUUGGAAGGAACAAAAGCCUGUUUACGUUUUGUCAACCAAAAUAUUUCACACAUGAGCUUUGUAACUCAUGUACAACUCAAUAUGAAUUAAGCCCAACUUCCUGCUUAAUGUUCACAAUUCCAGUAAGGUGUUUUGACAUGUGGCUUGGUUCAACUAAAAGCUUACUUUUUGCCCAGUGACAUGAAAGCUGCUUUCAACACAGAAGUAACUGUGGCAUAGAAAACUCUUCCAUUAAGUUCUGCUCAAAUAUCAAUCUUAUGUUCAGCACUCUAUGUGGCUUAAAUCACUGAGCUUAUUCCAAUAGAAGUAAAGAGAUUUAUUUACUGUGGCAGUAAAUAAAAAUCAUUUCUUUUGGUUGCAAAAAGCAAGGCUUUAAGCAUUUAUUAUAAGCUUGAAGCAGUCUGCUUGUUUCAGAAGAUGUUACAGUUCCUUCACUCAAAGCUCUUUUGUUCCUCAAAUAUUCCAUUAAAAUAAGCUAAAAGUUGCUGUGGGAACUUUUGCAUCUUGCACUCUUUAAGUCCAAUCUGUCCACACUGUAAGAAACAGACCAGGGACUUUAAAACUAUGUAUAUAAUAAUAUAUGUAUCUAUAUGUAUGCAUAUAUACCUAUACAUACAUAUAUAUGCAUAUUAAUACUAAUAUAUAUAAUAAAUUGCUGUGUACAUAGAUGUUGUUUUACAUGAAAUUUGCUUGUCAAUCUGAAUGUUUGCUAUUUAAUAAAUGAUCAUAUGUUUUA